Molecule: messenger RNA, 3040 nt
Organism: Cannabis sativa
Lineage: Eukaryota; Viridiplantae; Streptophyta; Magnoliopsida; Rosales; Cannabaceae
Product: NAC domain-containing protein 14-like
Exons: 7
Coding region: 269-1330 (353 amino acids)
Biological process (GO): regulation of DNA-templated transcription
Molecular function (GO): DNA binding
Source: RefSeq, a predicted model, not a curated record
GUAGACACGUGUCAAAGGCUUAUACGUAAAGAAGACAACGUCUUGACGAAGUUGUUGCCUGAUGAAAUUGAAAAGUAGGCUGGUCAACCUGUUCUCUUCUCUUUAAAUAAUCCACUCCUCUUCAUUCUUUCCUUCACCCAAACCCAUACUCAAACUGAUCAACUCCCAUGUCCGCCUGAGUUCUUAUAAAUUUGUUUUUAUUCUUCUUCUUCAUCAUCAUCACCACUAAUUAGUAGUACUAAGUUUGCUGUAAUCUCUGAAGAAGAAGAUGAUGAUGAGAAAAUUAAGUAACAACCCACUGUCAUCACCAAUGUCCAAGUACCACAGGUUCAACCCCACUGAUACUGAGCUCAUUGCACACUUGAAGCUCAAGAUUGAUGGAGAGAGAUCCAAACUCGAUGAUUACAUUGCCGAGAUCGAUGUCUGCAACUGGGAGCCUUGGGAACUACCCGCUAAAUCAAUGUUGAAGUCGGAUAUUUACGAGUGGUGGUUCUUGUGUCGUCUCGAUUAUAAGUACUCGAAAAAUAGUAAGCAAGUAAAAAGGAGCACCAAAACAGGGUAUUGGAAGAGAACCGGUGAAGAACGCAAAGCCAAAGGUUGUACUGGAAUGAAAAGGAAUUUAGUCUUCUACAAAGGUCGUAAACGCACCGAUUGGGUCAUACACGAGUAUUAUUAUCCUCAACCCCAUAUUAAUCUGAAAGAUCAGAAGCCAACCUGUGUUAUUUGUCGCUUGAUGUGCGAUCCCCAGAGAAAAAGGCGGAAUUCAGAUGUAUCUUCUGUAUUUCCAGAGGAGGGCCUGGGGGAAGUGAAUCAUCCACCAAUCUCGCCAAUUCCCUCUCCAGAUGCCAACUUCCUAGAACAAGCGUUGAGAUUCAUGCUCGACAAUGAUGAUGAUAUGCAAGUUUCAUAUGGAGAAACUUGUGAAAUAAGUGGCAAAACCACUUCUGAUUCUGAAAAUCCAUGGGCAGUUGCUGAUAAUGACCCAUUUGUAAAAUAUGAUAAUGGUGCGAGUUGUCGACUACCAGCUACAUCUGAUUUUGAAAUUCCAUCAUCAUCUGUUGUAAUCCCGGUGGAUCAUUGUUAUGACAAUAAUUCGCCAAUAUACUCACCACAUUCCAACUUCAUGGAGCAGGCGUGGAGUUCUCCAUUUGAUAAGGACAUGCCAACUCCAUCUGGAGCUGCAGAUGAAUUAAAUAAGUACUGGGGGGAAUUGCCAGAUUUGAGUGUUGGUCAUCCCCCCUUAGGCUUAGGGGAUAUAUGGUCGUGUCUAGAUUUGCGUCACGUACAAACUGAAGAAGUCAAUAAGCAGGUAGAGAGAUAUGCUUAUUAGUCAUUGGAUGGUUAAUCCAAUGGCUAAUGAGCCCCGUAGGAGGAUAUCAAGUAGUUGUAAUGAUAUUCUUCUAUGGACCUUUUUCUUUUUUCCUCUUUCUAAGUUCAUUUUCUUAUCCUACAAAAUAGCAGGAAGAUUUUAGUCUUUACAAACUCUAAAGUUGAAACCUAGUCAACCAAAUUCUACAAAGCCACACUUCUUACAGUCCCAUUUCUUCAAUCUCUUACUCUUAUUACACCUCGUGUAGCCAGCACUAUCAAAACCAACUUAUCACUCAAAAUAUCUUUUAAGAUUUAUCUACAGUAUGCCUACUUAUCAGCCACUACAUUAUCUUCUCUAGUUUCAAUCCUUGGAAACAAAAUUGGAAUGCUUGCCCUUAACGUACCAAGGCGCGGCUUCCAACCAAAUAUGUUGCCUAUCCUUUGCUUUAGCAUUGUGAUCUGGCCAUACGACCCCAUAGAGCUCAGCAUAAUAAGAUUGCGUGGUUAAGUCAGCCAGUAGAGGCAUCAUCCAUAUCUAUGUAAACCUUAGAUGGGUAAGAAAAUGCCUCGAGGCGGAUUUGUUAAUCCAUGUUUAGCAGCAUUUGCUUAUAGCUCUCCAAUCCUUUUGUAAUCAUUAGUUAAUCCUAUUUACUAAGCAUCUAGUCAACUUCUUCUUUACUAUCCUCCCAAGUAAAUGCCUUUCAGUAAAACAAAAUCUUUUGCGUAGUACAUCCUAAGACAAUUACUAUAAAGUAGUAGCAGUUUUUCCGAAGACUUGCCCUCUGAGUAAAAUUGCAGUCAAGACUGGCCUGAAGAAGGCUCUGAAAUUCAACUCCCUGUUAGAGUAAGAAUAUUCUCUGAAUAAAGGAGAGGUUGAUUUUCUAAGUACAGCCUACUUGAGAAGCCAAAUGAGUGUCCCCUUGCCUUGUCAGACUCUUCAACAGUCGAAUACUCGUGAAGUGUUCUUUAAGGAAUUGGAGACUUCUCAGGAGGAGCAUGAGACUGUCAGGCUCUUUUCCUCUUAAAGGUCAAUGAUCUAGCCGCAGAUUGUCUGCGGUAAUGUCUGGAAAGUGGAAAUAAGCAGGCCAAAGAAGCUGCAGAACACCCUGUUUCUGUUCAGUGUUUCAGAAAGGCUCAAAGUGGCAAAUUUUGGAGCACUUGAAUUUAGCAAGGUUCUUGUCAGAGUUUCUUCACCUCGUGGAAGCAGAAUCCAUCUUGAUAUGUAGUUUUACUCUACUCUGGAAUAUACUUAUUCCAUGUAUUCAAGGGCAAAGUUUGGUUUCUGCAAUCAUGUUUGCUGAAGCUGGUGGUACUAUAACUCAGCAAAACAAUGAAUUCUUUUCUUUGAAUUAGUAUUUUUAUUAUUAUUAAUAGUUUAAAGGUAAAGGGUAUUACAAUGCUGCUCUUAUUAGGGUAUAAAAAUGUGACAUUUCAUCACCGCCGUAUAUGGUGUCAAAUCCUACUUCAUGUGUGUUGAUGCAGCACUACAACAUUACUGGUUUUCAGUUUCACUGACACAAUUGAAAGGUGAGAUUUAUCAAAUCUUACUUUACCAAGUGAUGAGUAUUUUGAGCUGUAAUACAUGGGAGUAGUGAAAAUUGGAAUGGCUUUAUAUCCUUAUUUAGAUGAGUAUUCCUUAAAUUUCACUGCAACAUGCAGACUUUGUUUUGUAUAAUAUUAUGUACUCUCUAAUCAUUAUGUAUGUAAAUAUUAUUGUUUGUUUAUGUUA